AUGGACCAGAGCGAGAACCUGGAGCUGCUCGCGCGCGUCGAGCGGCAGCUGCGCGUGCACCCCACCAACGACGAUAACAACCGCAGCCCCUCCUUCUCCGACGCGCCGUCCAGCGAGACCGCGCGCGAGCUCUGGGGUCUCGUCCUCGACGUCGUCUUCGCGCCGCUUUGGCUGCGCAUCCGCGCCGCGGAGCUGCUGGGCGUGUGCUGCAACGCGCUGGAUGACGACGCCUGCGUCAGGAUCCACGCCGGCGAGUCGCACAAGCUGCGCGCGGUCGUGAGCUCCACGUGCCAGGCACUGGAGGAGCUCAGCGCCGCGGACGCAAAGCAGGCGGCGCAGCUGUUCGCGUGGCUGGGCUUCCUGGAGCGCGUGCUGCUGGCCACGCGCAGCGCCGUGUGCGCGGGCGUCUUCCGGCUCGGCAGCAUGUACGCGGGCAUGCUGACGAAGCUGCUGCGGCUGCUGUCCAGCUGCUCCACCAAGGUCUUCGCGGCCGCCACCGUGUGCCUCGGCCUCUUCCACGCGCACGAGCGCGCGUGCGGCCGCUCGGUGCUGGUGGGGGAGGUGCUGCACGACAUGAAGGACGGCCGGGAGCAUCUGAGCGGCGCGCUGCUGCACGUCAUCAACUCGUGCGGCUGUCCGUGUCCGCCCGAGAGACUGGUACAUCUCUGGAACGCUCUACAGUUGUUCGGGGACAUUCUGGCGGACGAAACGGCGUCGGCGUUGGUGUUCGUGAACGACUUUAAGGUGCUCAUCGACCUCGUGAUUCGAGAGAGCACGGACCUGCCGCAGGAGGACGAGACCAGGCUGCACUACAUGGAGCUGCUGCAGCGCGCGCUGGCCUCGCCGCUCUACCUGCAGUCGCAGAUGUACCGCAAACGGGAGCUGUUGGACGUCUUGGAGUCGCUACUGGACGCGGGGGCGGAGGAGGACUCGGUGAUGCCGAAAGACGUCAUGGACAAGAUUAAGCAAAUCCUCGUAAGGUAUAUUGACCUGCUGGAUUAA
Messenger RNA from Phytophthora sojae, 1002 nucleotides. RefSeq lists its product as hypothetical. Gene Ontology annotation, molecular function: Arp2/3 complex binding. NCBI's taxonomy places the organism in Eukaryota, Oomycota, Peronosporomycetes, Peronosporales, Peronosporaceae. The transcript is spliced from 2 exons. Gene Ontology annotation, biological process: endocytosis. The record is from RefSeq and is a predicted model, not a curated record. The coding region runs from base 1 to 1002 and encodes 333 amino acids.